Molecule: messenger RNA, 2633 nt
Organism: Tachyglossus aculeatus (Australian echidna)
Lineage: Eukaryota; Metazoa; Chordata; Mammalia; Monotremata; Tachyglossidae
Gene: SERINC1
Product: serine incorporator 1
Exons: 10
Coding region: 91-1482 (463 amino acids)
Cellular component (GO): membrane
Source: RefSeq, a predicted model, not a curated record
GGGAGCCGGAAGCGGCUCGGUAGACGGUCAACAAGCCGCGGGGGAGGACGCCGUCUCCAUCUUGACAGUGCCUGCUGCCGCCGCCCGAAGAUGGGGGGAGUCCUGGGGCUGUGCUCCGUGGCGAGCUGGAUACCAUGCCUGUGUGGCAGUGCCCCGUGUCUUCUCUGCCGCUGCUGCCCCAGCGGAAACAACUCCACGAUAACUCGGCUGAUGUACGCUUUCUUCUUGCUUCUCGGGGUGAGCGUCGCCUGUGUGAUGCUGCUCCCCGGAAUGGAGCAGGAGCUGAAGAAGAUUCCCGGUUUCUGCGACGGUGGGACGGGGACUUCCCUUCCGGGAAUCCACGGGCACGUGAACUGCAACGUCCUGGUGGGAUACAAGGCAGUGUACCGGGUCUGCUUCGGCAUGGCCAUGUUCUUCCUCCUCUUCUCCCUGUUGAUGAUCAAAGUCAAGAGCAGCAGCGACCCUCGAGCUUCAGUGCACAAUGGAUUCUGGUUCUUCAAGUUCGUUGCCGCAGUGGCCAUUAGCGUCGGAGCCUUCUUCAUCCCCGAGGGACCCUUCACUACCGUGUGGUUUUACGUCGGUAUGGCCGGGGCAUUCUGCUUCAUCCUUAUCCAGCUGGUCUUGCUGAUUGAUUUUGCUCACUCUUGGAAUGAGUCGUGGGUGGAGAAGAUGGAAGAGGGAAACUCAAGAUGUUGGUAUGCAGCCCUCCUGUCCGCCACGGCGCUGAACUACCUGCUGUCCUCGGUGGCGAUAGUGCUGUUCUUCGUCUACUACACCCGGCCGGGGGGCUGCUCCGAGAACAAGGCCUUCAUCAGCGUCAACAUGCUGCUCUGCAUCGGCGCCUCGGUCCUGUCCAUUCUGCCCAAGAUCCAGGAGUCGCAGCCGCGGUCUGGUUUGCUGCAGUCUUCCGUGAUCACCGUCUACACCAUGUAUCUGACUUGGUCGGCGAUGACCAACGAGCCAGACCGCCGGUGCAACCCCAGCCUGCUGAGUAUAAUCGGCUACAAUUCGACGGGCAGCCCCCCGGGGCCGGGCCAGGGGGCCGUCCAGUGGUGGGACACGCAGGGGAUCGUCGGCCUGGUCCUCUUCCUGCUGUGCGUGCUCUACUCCAGCAUCCGCACGUCCACCAACAGCCAGGUGAACAAGCUGACGCUGACCAGCGACGAGUCCACGCUGAUCGAAGACGGGGCGGCCCGGAGCGACGGCUCCCCCGAGGACGGGGAGGAGGCCCGCCGGGCCGUGGAUAACGAGCGGGACGGGGUCACCUACAGUUACUCCUUCUUCCACUUCAUGCUGUUCCUGGCCUCCCUCUACAUCAUGAUGACCCUGACCAGCUGGUACAGCCCCGACUCCUCGAGCGAGGCACUGACCAGCAAGUGGCCGUCCGUCUGGGUGAAGAUCUCGUCCAGCUGGAUGGGCCUCGCCCUGUACGUGUGGACGCUGGUGGCCCCGCUGCUCCUGACGAACCGCGACUUCGACUGAGCCGGGCCCCGCGUCCGUGCCCGCGCUCCCCCCACCCCCCCGUCACGCCUCGCGGUUGUAAAUACGGGCGCCCGACCUGCAUGCAUCAAGUCACCCGCCGUUAACCUUUUGACUCGCUCUCUUCCCGCCCAAGUCGCUAGUAUUUCCGUUGGACUUCCAGCAGCGCUGUAGCUUCGAUGCCGUGCGGGAGAAGCGGGUGGGAAAGGGCGGGGACGAGAGAAGAACGCUUCGAGCGGUAAGGCGAGGAGGGGCGGGAGACGGCGAUGCCGGUCUUUGUCACCGCGUUGAGAAGCGAGAUAGAAAUGCCUCCUGGCGAUUCCCGACGCCUCUCAGUCGGCCGUUUCCGUACCGCUUCCCGGAGGACUGGGAUCCCGACGCGUUUUCCCUCCGACGCCGAGAGGGAUUUUCCCCCCUCCGUCCGUGCGGGGCGGAGGGGUUGGUUACCGAGCAGCCCCCGGUGAUCGGUCUUCUUCCCCGGGCCUGGAGCGAGGACAGUGGAAAGGAUCGUCGAGCUUCGCCUCCGGUUGAAAAAGCCAAGUGGGUGAAAGGGUGGUAAAGUAGGGGGUGGAGGGGACCGCAGGAGAACAAAAUGCGGUCGUUGCCCCUCCAUCGAACCCUUCGCUUUCUCACGCAUCGAGUUCACGGCCCGAUACCUAACACCGCCGUCUCCUCGGACGGAUUCUUUUCACGCUGCGGGGAGGCCCGCUGGGUCCAUUGCCGGCAGUGGACUCGAUUCCAGGAGAAUUGAACUCUGGCUAGGGAGUUAUGUUUGUUAAAAAUAAAAGAAGCGUGUUGUGUAGUGUGUGAGUAUCUUACCCGCUGUUGUAGCUCUCUGCUGCCCUGUAAUUGAAGCGCGGAGACUUGACGGCCGCUCUUCCUCCUUAUCAAGGGGAGCAGCGUUAGUUGGGAUUGAAUUUAGAAGUGUAUUUCAGCACCCGUGUGUGUGUACUGCUGCUUCCCGUGGCGUUCACGUGCAUCCCGAUUUGAAACUUUGUCCACGAGCGCAUCGAAUGGGACGAGAAAGCGACUCGACCCCUCAGAAUUUCAGAAGAGGGCCUCGGGGUGGGGGGAAGUAUUAACCCUGUAUAUAAUCGCACGCGCGUCUUAUCUGUAACGUUACCCCUCAAUAAAGACUUUCAGAUGACGAACCC